AUGUCUGUUACCAAGCUUGUUGGAGCCGUCCUCGGAUCGGCUGCCCUUGUGGCUGGCCACGGUUAUGUGACCGGUGCUGUCGUUGACGGCACCUACCACGGUGGAUUCAUCGUCGACACAUACAACUACCAGACCCCCUACCCCGACAACAUCGGCUGGUUUGAGGAUGCCACCGACAACGGCUUCGUCGACGGUUCCUCCUACUCCAGCAGUGACAUUAUCUGCCACAAGGAUGCCAAGAACGGUGCCCUCUCUGCCUCUGUCAAGGCUGGUGGCGACGUUGAGCUGCAGUGGACUGAGUGGCCCGAGUCUCACCACGGUCCCGUCAUCACUUACCUCGCUAACUGCGACGGUGACUGCACUACCGUGGACAAGACUUCUCUGAAGUUCUUCAAGAUCGACGAGGCCGGUCUUAUCGAUGACAGCAACGUUCCCGGCACCUGGGCCUCCGACAACCUCAUCAGCAACAACAACAGCUACACUGUUACCAUCCCCAGCAGCAUCGCCGCUGGCAACUAUGUUCUCCGUCACGAGAUCAUUGCCCUGCACUCUGCUGGCGAGACCAACGGUGCCCAGAACUACCCUCAGUGCAUUAACCUGAAGGUUACCGGUGGUGGCAGCGACUCUCCCGCUGGCACCCUGGGUACCGCUCUGUACAAGAACACCGACGCCGGUAUCAAGGUCAACAUCUACCAGUCCCUGAGCAGCUACGAGAUCCCUGGUCCUGCUCUGUACUCUGGUGCUUCUUCUGGCUCUGGCUCCUCGGCCGCAACCACCGCUGCCGCAUCUGCCGCUACUACUACUGCCGGCGCCACCGUUGCUCCCGUCGCUACCAGCAGCGCUACUCCCGUUAGUGCUUCCCCGUCCAGCACCCCUCUCCGCAGCACCCCGCUGCCCCCGUCCUACAGCGCUACCAUUGUGACCAGCGCUUCCAGCCAGGCCCAGCAGACCCAGCCCGCUGGCGAGCAGAACCCCGCUGGUGGUGCUCCUGCUGGAGCGUCCACUGUCACCGAGACUGCUGCUGCCCAGGUUACUAACCAGGUCUCUUACCAGACUGCCACCGUUGAUGACUCCGUGACCGUCACUGCCAGCCCCAGCGGCCAAUCUCAGCAGAGCGCCACUCCCAGUUCCGGCUCCUCCAGCUCCGACUCUUCCAGCUCCGACUCCUCGGACUCCAGCUCUGGAUCUUCCAGCUCUGGAUCUUCCAGCUCUGGCUCUUCCACCACCACCACUGGAUCUUCCAGCUCCAGCUCCUACAACUCCAGCGACUGGUCCUCCUACCUGGACUCUCUGUCCGCUGAUCAGUUCGUCAGCAUGCUCCGCAAGACCGUCAAGUGGCUCGUCACUGACAAGAAGCAUGCCCGCUCCCUGACCAACUAA
Messenger RNA from Penicillium cosmopolitanum, 1380 nucleotides. Its product is annotated as AA9 family lytic polysaccharide monooxygenase. Bases 1 to 1380 code for a protein of 459 amino acids. NCBI's taxonomy places the organism in Eukaryota, Fungi, Ascomycota, Eurotiomycetes, Eurotiales, Aspergillaceae. The record is from RefSeq and is a predicted model, not a curated record. The transcript has a single exon.